Molecule: messenger RNA, 426 nt
Organism: Cygnus olor (mute swan)
Lineage: Eukaryota; Metazoa; Chordata; Aves; Anseriformes; Anatidae
Gene: RPS28
Product: ribosomal protein S28
Exons: 4
Coding region: 66-275 (69 amino acids)
Biological process (GO): translation; ribosomal small subunit assembly; maturation of SSU-rRNA
Cellular component (GO): ribosome; cytosolic small ribosomal subunit
Molecular function (GO): structural constituent of ribosome
Source: RefSeq, a predicted model, not a curated record
GACUUGGCGCUAUAUAAAGCGGAGCGGGGGCAACGCCACCUCCCUUCCUGAGCCGCGGAGCCGCCAUGGACACGAGCCGCGUGCAGCCCAUCAAGCUGGCCAGGGUGACCAAGGUGCUGGGCCGGACCGGCUCCCAGGGGCAGUGCACGCAGGUGCGCGUGGAGUUCAUGGACGACACGAGCCGCUCCAUCAUCCGCAACGUGAAGGGCCCGGUGCGCGAGGGCGAUGUCCUCACCCUGCUCGAGUCCGAGCGCGAGGCCCGGCGGCUGCGCUGAGCCGGUGGGUGCCCCGCUCCCCCCGGUGACGAAGACUUGUCCCGUGUACUCGGAGCCACCAGCGUGCAUCAUCUCAGCUGGAUGUGGGUCACAGAUGGAGAGGAGCGUGGUGUUUGUGUUGUUCACACAAUAAAGGUUUUUUUUUCCAAUU